AUGUCGAUGGAUCUGGAUGCUCCGGUUCCUAUCUCGGGCCUCCAAGCCCAACAACCAGAAGCGACAAUUCUCUGCUAUAAUUGCGGUGCCCCCAUCGAUGGAACGACUGCGGCCGGUGCGCUAUGCACUGACUGCGUGAAGCUGACAGUCGAUAUUUCCGAGGGAAUCCAGAGGGAGGCCGUCCUGCACACAUGCAAAGAUUGCGAACGGUGGUUACAACCACCAAGCACCUGGGUCAGCGCAGCCCCGGAGUCACGGGAGCUGCUUGCAAUUUGUCUGAAGAAGCUCCGAGGAUUGUCGAGGGUUCGUAUCGUCGAUGCCAAUUUUAUCUGGACCGAACCGCAUUCGAGGCGGAUUAAGGUCAAAAUCACCGUCCAACAGGAAGUUUUCCAGGGGACAAUCCUGCAGCAGACUUUUGAGGUGGAAUAUGUGGUAGCAACUCAGCAAUGUCCAGACUGUGCCAAAUCUUACACCCACAACACUUGGCGGGCAGCGGUGCAGGUGCGGCAAAAGGUCCCGCACAAACGAACCUUCCUUUACCUCGAACAGCUCAUCCUCAAGCACCACGCACACAAGGACACGAUCAACAUCAAAGAAACAAAGGACGGACUGGACUUCUUCUUUGCGGAGAGGAACCAUGCGGAGAAGAUGGUCGAGUUUCUCUCUUCCGUCGCUCCUGUGAAGGUCAAGAAAUCGCAGGAGCUCAUUUCCAUGGACGUCCACACUUCGACGAAAUCCUACAAGACUACUUUCUCUGUUGAAUUGAUUCCUAUCUGCAAAGAUGAUCUCGUGGCGCUUCCGCUGAAAUUGGCCCGGUCGCUGGGAAACAUUUCUCCUUUGACGCUUUGUUACCGUGUCGGCACUUCAGUCAACCUACUCGAUCCCAACACCCUUCAGACGGCCGAGGUAUCUACUCCCGUGUACUGGAGAUCGCCGUUCAAAAACCUGGCGGACGUGCAGGAGCUGGUAGAGUUCAUCGUCAUGGACAUUGAGCCUGUUGGAGAGUCGAAUGGCCGGUUCCACCUGGCCGAGGCGACUGUGGCACGUGCAUCUGACAUGGGCGUGAACGAUACGACCUACUUUUGCCGGACACAUCUCGGCGGUGUGCUCCGUGUCGGAGAUUCCGCGUUGGGCUAUCAUCUGUCCGGUGCCAACUUUAACGAUCCUAACUUUGAGGCGAUUGAGCAGAGCAGUCAGUAUGGGUCCACGAUUCCAGACGUCAUACUCGUCCGGAAACACUAUCCCCGUAAGAAGAAGCCCAAGCGGAACUGGAAGCUCAAGCGGAUGGCCCGGGAAGAAGAGGAGCCCAGUCGGCGACAGGAUCAGGAACGCCUGGAGGCUGAUUUCGAAAUGUUCCUGCGCGAUAUCGAAGAGGAUCAGGAACUCCGCAGCACAUUGGCGCUGUACAAGGCGAAGAACAACAAUCGCAGCCGCGGCCAGACGGACAAGAUGGAGAUUGAAGGGGCCGAUGCAGGCGCCGCUGAAGAUAAAAUGGAUGAAGAUAGCGAGAGCGAGGAUGAAGAUGUGCCCAAGAUCAGCAUGGACGAAUUGCUGGAGGACUUUGAUGAAUUGAAUGUGGACGACUGA
This is a messenger RNA of Rasamsonia emersonii CBS 393.64, 1587 nucleotides long. Its product is annotated as Nonsense-mediated mRNA decay protein 3. The transcript is spliced from 2 exons. Gene Ontology annotation, biological process: ribosomal large subunit export from nucleus. Bases 1 to 1587 code for a protein of 528 amino acids. Gene Ontology annotation, molecular function: ribosomal large subunit binding. NCBI's taxonomy places the organism in Eukaryota, Fungi, Ascomycota, Eurotiomycetes, Eurotiales, Trichocomaceae. Gene Ontology annotation, cellular component: nucleus; cytoplasm. The record is from RefSeq and is a predicted model, not a curated record.